This is a messenger RNA of Carassius auratus (goldfish), 2405 nucleotides long. Its product is annotated as calponin-2-like. Gene Ontology annotation, biological process: actomyosin structure organization; actin filament organization. Gene Ontology annotation, cellular component: focal adhesion; actin cytoskeleton. The record is from RefSeq and is a predicted model, not a curated record. NCBI's taxonomy places the organism in Eukaryota, Metazoa, Chordata, Actinopteri, Cypriniformes, Cyprinidae. The coding region runs from base 118 to 1125 and encodes 335 amino acids. Gene Ontology annotation, molecular function: actin filament binding. The transcript is spliced from 6 exons.
UGGAUCUACUUGAGCUAAAAAAAGUAAAGCAGACAAAACUAUCAGACUUCAUCCGAAGUCCUCUUUCGGUUCACGAAAAUCUGUUUUGCAACUUUGGCUGUUCUUGUAGAUUACACAAUGUCGCAGUUCAACAGAGGUCCAGCAUACGGGUUUUCAGCGGAAGUGAAAAGCAAGAUUGCACAGAAAUAUGACCCGCAGAGAGAGGAAGAGUUACGAAUUUGGAUCGAGGAUGUUACUGGGCGCUCAAUUGGAGAUGACUUUCAGAAAGGGUUAAAAAACGGUGUCAUACUCUGCGAGCUCAUAAACAAACUUCGGCCAGGGUCAGUGAAAAAGAUCAACCAAUCCUCACAAAACUGGCAUCAGCUGGAGAACCUGACCAACUUCAUUAAAGCGAUCACCACAUACGGGCUCAAGCCUCACGAUAUCUUUGAAGCCAAUGAUCUGUUUGAGAAUGGAAACAUGACACAGGUUCAGACCACCCUCCUGGCUCUUGCUGGCAUGGUAAGCCCUGUCGAAUCCUAUAAUUUCACAGGAGAACAGCCUAACGCUGAUAUUUCGGUCUAUAAUAAGAGAUUCUCCCUGUGUUUACAGGCUAAAACCAAGGGCAUCCACUCGAGUGUAGACAUUGGAGUGAAGUAUGCAGAGAGACAGGAGAGGGCAUUUGAUGAGGAGAAAAUGAAAGCCGGACAAUGUGUCAUUGGAUUACAGAUGGGAACAAAUAAAUGUGCAAGUCAAGCUGGAAUGAAUGCCUAUGGUACCAGAAGACACCUGUAUGAUCCCAAAUCACACAUUUUACCACCAAUGGACCAUUCAACCAUCAGUCUGCAGAUGGGCACCAACAAGGGUGCUAGCCAAUCUGGUAUGACCGCUCCAGGAACCCGUCGUGCCAUCUACGACCAGAAAUUAGGCACUGACAAGUGUGACAACUCCACAAUGUCUCUACAAAUGGGCUUUGCUCAAGGCGCCAACCAGAGCGGGCAGAAUUUUGGGCUUGGCCGUCAGAUCUAUGAUGCCAAAUACUGCCCCAAAGGUGCACCCAGCGCAAGCGGAGAAGCUGACGCUGGCUAUGUGGAUUACCAAGACGAGGGCUACCAGGGUUACCAGGAUGAUGGUCAAGAUUACUGAAUCAACCAAUUGCAGGCAAUGAGUCUCAAGAAGCUAAUGGGAAGCUGAUGCUUUCUUGCUACCAAAAGACCCAAAGCAUUCCAUUACACCACAGUGAGCAUGCCAAAUGUUGGAGAGUGGUGAAAGUGACCAAUAUGAAACGUAUCACUUAUGUUUUAAAUGUACAUUUUUUUUUUUUUUUAUUUAAGGUGAGCGCCCUACACAACAUAUCAGUUAAGUCUUAUGUGUAUUGAUACUUGUAUUUUACAUGGUUCAAGUGACCGUCAUUUAAUUGCACGGCCACUAUAAUAUGUAGUAUUUGCUUACUGUCAUUUUUAUUUUAUACUUUUUUAAUGUUUGGUAAAAAUGCUGAUCUCUAUUGUUAAACGCAAGUAUGACGGGGGUUAUUUUCACAAUCCCAAUUUUUUUUAUUUUCUUUUACUCUGUUUUAAUCAAGCUGUUGUGAAGAAAUCUGAUUAAGUAUGUAUGAGGAAUAUUGUUACGUGAGCCUGAUUCAUUAUUUGAACAUGUUCAGGGGUUUAAAAUUACUUUUUCUUGUCAGUUGAGUUGUUGGGUUUUUUUUUUGUUUUUUUUUUUUUUUUGAAUCUUUGUUGCAGUUCAAAGUUAAAAUGGUGAGGGUUUAUAGGAGACAAACCUUUACUGUAGUUACAUGGUCCUUUUGUUUUAACUUAAUAACUUUUUUUUAUUUUUUUUUUAGGCUAGAAAGUGAGCGCACAUUCUUGACAUGCACAAAAAGGUUAAUCUUUUCAGCACUUUUUUUUUUUUUUUUUUUUUUUGGAGUACUUUCUGCUUUUAACACUUAUAAAUAUUAUACUUCCUCACUUAAUUAGAGGAGAUGAAUGUGGUUUGUUCUAUAAUACACUCUGUCACGCACGCUAUCUGUAAUGUGUUUUAAAGAGUUCAUCUUUGUAUUAGUGUUUCAUAUUCUCAUCAGAUGUUUUACAGUUCUACUAGCCAGAACAACUGGAGCUUGUCUUGUUUUCUUUGGAUUUAUAGUAUUGUGAAAGGAAAUUGAAGUAUUAUGUUGUGAGCCUGAACAUUUUAGGAACUGGAUUCACUAAUUUUUUUUUUUUUUUUUUUUUUCUCUCCCCCACCGUAUUUAUUCUCAUUCCAAAUGACUCUUUGUACUAGACAUUGGAAAUUUUAGGUCUGCUUAGAUAAGUCUCACAAAUGCAUCGCUCCGUGUAUGCUUUACACUUGUUUUUAACUUUUCUUAUGGAAUAAGAUUGUUAGAUGGAUGUAUUAAAAACUGGGUUCAUAAUAAAAGAUGAUGAACAGCA